CUGAAUUUAGUGCAGAGUGUGUACAUGCUCUUUCUAGAAGAAUGGAAGGUUCAGAAUUUCGUCUUAUCAGCAAAUUUGAUAAUAUUGUUAUCAAUAUUUGGGAAACUUUAAAGACAUAUCAAUCUUUAGCUAUUGACAUUAACCGAAAUGUUAAAGAUCCAUCAGGGAUUACAAUUGAUUCUUUACAACCAGAUGUACUUGUAUGGGUUCAAGAUGCAUUGGUUUUCAAAGCAGAAAAAAAGAAGGAUGGUAAUUUUAGUGUAGUAAUGGAGGAAUUAAGGGAUAAAAUGAAGGAUUGGAAUUUGGUAUCAUGUGGAAAUCUUCCUUAUAUUCUCUCAUAUGGUGCAGUAAAGGAAAAUCUUCAAUUCUUUGCCAUUACUAAAGAUUCCAAUUUGAUGUCAAUUUCACCUCGCUAUAAUAUUUCUACAUUUGCUGGUGAUAAUGAAGAUGAUGAUAUGGAAGGUGUUAGUAGCAGCAACAAUAAUGGCAGUUGUGGCAUUAUGAAUAAAAAUAAUUCAAAUAUAGAGAAUGAAUUAAAUUUUAUCAAUCUAACACAAAAUAGUGAUGGUGACGAUGAUGGAAAGGAAGAUAGCAAUGUUAAAGAUAUUCAAACAACGGCUACUGAAAUUGAAAAGGCUGCUGAUGCUAAAGCCAUUAAUAUUAAUCAAAAUAUAGCCCAUUUAAAUAAUGUAGUUGAAAAAUACCAAUUCACAAUAGACAAAAUAACAAGAGAAUUGGAUCAACUACAGCUAGAAAUGUACAAUGACAAGGAAGAGGAUGACAAUGAAGGGAAAAUAAACCAAGAAGAUAGUAUUGAUGAUGUUGUUGUUUUGGAGAAUAUAGUAGAAAAAGAUGAAGAGGAAAGACAAGAAAUUGUAAGUACCAUUAUGUCUACAAAGGAUGAUAAUGAUAGCAAUGAUGGUGAUGAUCUAAUGGACCUGACAAAUAAUUUAAAUGAAUCAACAAAUACCAGAU
Messenger RNA from Entrophospora sp. SA101, 975 nucleotides. The record is from the annotation of a GenBank genome assembly. Lineage: Eukaryota; Fungi; Glomeromycota; Glomeromycetes; Entrophosporales; Entrophosporaceae.